AUGAGUUAGUUAACGGAAAGCCCAAAUAGAUUAAAUGAACAACAAAGCAUUCCACAAGAUGAAAUAAUUGACAAGUCAUAAAAAAUGGCGACAUCCUCUCCUGAUAAAGAGAACUCUUCAGAAUUGUUUAGAUUGUAGAAAUAAUAAUUCAUUCAAAAAAUGACUCAGGACAACUCAGCGAGACGUUAAAAAAAAAUAAUAGGAGAUAUUAAAGAUGUGGUAAAUGUGAAUAAACAAAUUGUGAAUUUCGGAUUGGUAAUACCAGGAAAUAUUUGUGAAGACGAUAUAUAAUUUUAGAAUCUCUCCAAUGAGACUGUUAUAAUAGGCAUAUAGGUAAUAUGCAAUAACACAGAAUUUGACGAUCUAGAUGAAUAUGUUUAUUCAGCCAGAAAACUUAAUGGAUAUGAUUAUAAUGAUCGAUUCAUGCUAGCCUGUCCAGCUCAAAAGCAGUUCUCUAUGAAGAUAGCCUUGAAGGUUCCUAAUAUCAAAGAAUAGAAAGGACUUUUUGGUACCAUCAUCAUUACAGCCUCUUAUUCGAAUCACUAGAAAAUAUAGGGUCAAAUUAAUGCUUAAAUUUAAAGUCAAAUUGCCCUUCCCUCGAUUGAAUGCCCAAAAACUCUAAUGAAUUCUGCUUAUAAUCUGCCUGUGAUUCAAUUGGCUUUUAAAUUGGGUAAGAAAUUGGAUUGCAAGAUCCCCUUUAGGAAUAAUAGUUCGAUAGGAUUACCACUUGAAAUGGAAUUUCUCAAUAAAAAUGACAAUGAAAUACUUAUCAAUCCUCCUUCACUUUCAGUGUAGGGAAACUCGCAAUUCUUAGUUACAAUCUAUAUCAAAAGCAAGCAAGAAUAGAUUAUCAAGAAUGUGUUAAUAGUUAAAGUUAAAAACUCCAAUGUUCAUUUUAGUUAUCCAUUCAUAAUCAAAAUAUAUUGA
Molecule: messenger RNA, 927 nt
Organism: Paramecium tetraurelia
Lineage: Eukaryota; Ciliophora; Oligohymenophorea; Peniculida; Parameciidae
Exons: 3
Source: RefSeq, a predicted model, not a curated record